This is a messenger RNA of Echinops telfairi (small Madagascar hedgehog), 3782 nucleotides long. It is a transcript of the gene KCNJ3, whose product is annotated as potassium inwardly rectifying channel subfamily J member 3. The transcript is spliced from 4 exons. Bases 68 to 1576 code for a protein of 502 amino acids. Lineage: Eukaryota; Metazoa; Chordata; Mammalia; Afrosoricida; Tenrecidae. Gene Ontology annotation, molecular function: G-protein activated inward rectifier potassium channel activity. The record is from RefSeq and is a predicted model, not a curated record. Gene Ontology annotation, biological process: potassium ion import across plasma membrane; regulation of monoatomic ion transmembrane transport. Gene Ontology annotation, cellular component: plasma membrane.
CUCUCCCGCUGGCGCUGGGCUCCUGCGCCUUGGCUUCGCAUUUGAAUCUGGCUCGCCCCUCCGUAUUAUGUCUGCACUCCGAAGGAAAUUUGGGGACGAUUACCAGGUAGUGACCACCUCCUCGAGCGGCUCGGGCUUGCAGCCCCAGGGGCCAGGGCAGGGCCCGCAGCAGCAGCAGCUGGUGCCCAAAAAGAAGCGGCAGCGCUUUGUGGACAAGAACGGCCGGUGCAAUGUGCAGCACGGCAACCUGGGCAGCGAGACUAGCCGCUACCUCUCGGACCUCUUCACCACCCUGGUGGACCUCAAGUGGCGCUGGAACCUCUUCAUCUUCAUCCUCACCUACACCGUGGCCUGGCUCUUCAUGGCGUCCAUGUGGUGGGUGAUCGCCUACACCCGGGGCGACCUGAACAAAGCCCACGUCGGCAACUACACGCCCUGCGUGGCUAAUGUCUACAACUUCCCCUCGGCCUUCCUCUUCUUCAUCGAGACCGAGGCCACCAUCGGCUACGGCUAUCGCUACAUCACUGACAAGUGCCCCGAGGGCAUCAUCCUCUUCCUCUUCCAGUCCAUCUUGGGCUCCAUCGUGGACGCCUUCCUCAUCGGCUGCAUGUUCAUCAAGAUGUCCCAGCCCAAGAAGCGCGCCGAGACGCUCAUGUUCAGCGAGCACGCGGUCAUCUCCAUGAGGGACGGCAAACUCACGCUCAUGUUCAGGGUGGGCAACCUGCGCAACAGCCACAUGGUCUCCGCGCAAAUCCGCUGCAAGCUGCUCAAAUCUCGGCAGACACCUGAGGGUGAGUUCCUGCCCCUUGACCAACUUGAACUGGAUGUAGGUUUUAGUACAGGGGCAGAUCAACUUUUUCUUGUUUCCCCCCUCACGAUUUGCCACGUGAUUGAUGCCAAAAGCCCCUUUUAUGACUUGUCCCAGCGAAGCAUGCAAAGUGAACAAUUCGAGAUUGUCGUCAUCCUAGAAGGCAUUGUGGAAACAACUGGGAUGACUUGUCAAGCACGCACAUCCUACACUGAAGAUGAAGUUCUUUGGGGUCAUCGCUUUUUUCCUGUAAUUUCUUUAGAAGAAGGAUUCUUUAAAGUCGAUUACUCCCAAUUCCAUGCUACAUUUGAAGUUCCCACUCCCCCUUACAGUGUGAAAGAACAGGAAGAAAUGCUCCUCAUGUCAUCGCCUUUAAUCGCACCAGCCAUAACUAAUAGCAAAGAGAGGCAUAACUCCGUGGAAUGCUUAGAUGGGCUAGAUGACAUCACCACGAAGCUUCCGUCUAAGUUGCAGAAAAUGACUGGAAGAGAAGACUUUCCAAAAAAACUCUUGAGAAUGAGCUCUACAACUUCAGAAAAAGCCUACAGCUUGGGGGAUUUGCCUAUGAAACUUCAACGAAUAAGUUCAGUGCCAGGCAACUCCGAAGAAAAACUGGUGUCUAAGACAACCAAGAUGUUGUCUGAUCCUAUGAGCCAGUCUAUGGCUGAUUUGCCACCGAAGCUUCAGAAGAUGGCUGGAGGGGCUGCCAGGAUGGAAGGGAAUCUUCCAGCCAAACUAAGGAAAAUGAACUCGGAUCGAUUCACAUAACAAAACACCUUCUUAGGCAUUAUUUAAGGUUUGAUUUCGUAACAGUCCGAUAUUUGGCUGAAGGAGUAAUCCUCCCUAAGGAAUAUGAAGGUACACUCCCCUCCCCCACUUCUCUGCAUAUUUAAGAACCUUUCCUUCCCAGCGUGGCUACUGGACAAGGAGCAAAAGUUACAGAGGGAGGAUAUGCUGAGGGAGCUCUUACUAACGGGCAUGUAUUAGCACAUCAAGCAUGCAAUAAUGUGCAGAUUUUGCAUUUAGUUUUAUGGCAUGAUUUAUAUAUGGCAUAUUUAUAUUGUGUAUUCUGAAAACAUACAUAUAUAUAUAUAUUCUCCCCAGCAUUUCUAACUUAUAUAUUAAGCCAAACAUGACUGGUUAGCUUUCAGGGCGAUAUAACUUUAUAUAUACUUAUAUAUGUAUAUAUACAUGUAUAUAUACAUAUAUACACACACACAAAUUGAUUGUGAUGUUUUGUUCAAAAUUGUAGUAUUGUGCAUGUUUAUUAGAGUACAAGGCUUCUGGCAUUAAUCAAAUAUUAAUACCAAAUAUCUCAGCCUUAAAUUAUUUGUCAUUUUAGAAUCUAAUUUACUGUUUUCUGCUGUUUAAGUCACAAAAGGUUUUAAAUUGUAUUUUAUAUGAAGGAGUCUCACAAGUUUGUACUAUUUAUGACCCUGCAAAAUAUACAUAACCACUAUAUAUUUAACAUGUAAAUUUUAGAAAUAACCAGUACACAGUAUACCAACAAAAAUUUCUUAUAAUUUGCAAGUACUAGGGAAAAAUUAAAAAUUGAUUAAUUUGAGAAUUGGUCAUUUUCUGGGUUAAUUAACACCUGUUCUAGAUACAAGCGAACAUGACUGUGAGUUCUGAACAAGUACUGAAUCAUGAUCAUAGUAGCUGAUAUGUCUUGAAAACAACAGAAUCCGUGUGAAGUUAUGCAACUUAGAGUCUUUGUUUCCAACUGAGCUAUUUAAAAAUAUGUUACCUUUUUUGUGGAUUUCUUGUCAUUUUAAAAACCAAUAUGUUAGCCCUAAGGAGUUGUGAGAAUACGAUGAAAACAGGUGAUAAAUAUGUAUGCUUAACAGAUGUACGUCUAAAUAAGCUUCUUUAUGUACACUGCUCUCUGACUGAUGGCAUUUGUUGUAGAGACGUUGAUGUGUUUCCUCGCCUAGAGAACCUAUUCCAUGCCAGCCACUGAAAGCUAGAAAGAAUGUAUUGUUCAGCAAUGGGAGAGUUUAAUAUUAGGUGCAUUGAAUAUACCUUGCACAUUAUUUUUUUGAUACUCACCAAUUUUAUUGAUGUCUUGGAUUCCUGUUUUACCCAAAUAAUUUUAAUGUUUGUUUUUUUGGAUUUGUUUUGUUUUUCUGUGUUUUUGUGUCUGAUAAUUGAGGUUAAUUAGCAGAAAUCAUAAUUACUUUUCAGUAGAACACCUAUAAAAUAGAAUGCCAAAUUUUUAUUAACAUUCAGAAGAGCUCUCAGAACAUCAUGAGUUUUUCUAUGAAACAUCUUUGGUCAUAGCAAUACAACGUCUGCCCAGAAUUAAUGAACUUCCUCUCGUCGAUGUAAAAAUCCUGAAUGGUUAGGGCUUCCAUCAUGUCCCCUUUUAUAGAAAUCCUGUGAUGAUUUUCUUAUUGGCAAAUUACUACAUCAAAAAUUGUGUCAUUGACUAGCAUCAUACUUUCUGGCUACCUCUGUAUCAAACAAAUUCUGUAGGUGCAAACAUACAACAGGGCAUUGUUACUGGGGAGAUGGUCAACCUUGAGACUCCACCCACUGUGAACAGAGCAAGUUGCCCUAUUCCUUUACUCUCCCAAACUUUCUUAUUUUCUGGAUGGAGGAAAUAAAAUACUGGCAGGGUGAGAAGAGGGUUCCUUGGGCAUAUGUUUGCAGUGGAGGAAAUCAUGAAGAUCCUUCAGUAUAAACUGUUUUUUAGUCCAAAUUUAAAUAGAGCCAUAUUUUACUUGGAAGGGUGAGAUUAAAAAUUGCCUUUGGUACCAAGGAAGAGCUAGCAUCAUAAGCAAACUCUCCAAAUGUAUUCAUCCAUGAAACAAAACUAUUGUGUACUUUUUAUGUCUCGGUAUUUACUUCCUGGGGAUUUAGACAUGAUUAAAAAGGAGAAGCUCACUGCUUACCACGACAACUGCAAUCCAGUAGGGGAGGAGGGAAAGGCCAUUGAGGAGAAGGACAAUAUAAAAAAAAAAAAAAUUUCCAA